This is a messenger RNA of Trichoplax adhaerens, 1914 nucleotides long. RefSeq lists its product as uncharacterized. The transcript is spliced from 11 exons. Gene Ontology annotation, biological process: centriole replication; centrosome duplication; regulation of cytokinesis. Gene Ontology annotation, cellular component: centriole. The record is from RefSeq and is a predicted model, not a curated record. The coding region runs from base 1 to 1914 and encodes 637 amino acids. NCBI's taxonomy places the organism in Eukaryota, Metazoa, Placozoa, Uniplacotomia, Trichoplacea, Trichoplacidae.
AUGGAAAGUAGAACUGCUCAGGAAGAUUUUCCAACUUCUUGUAUUCGCAUCAAUGGCAGACCUAUUUUGCCAGUCAGGGUCGAUGAUAAUUAUAAGAAUGAAAUUGCUAAAUAUAAAGCCAUGGCGAUUGCUCGGCAAAAGAAACUUGAGGAUGCCAAGAAAGCAAAGCAUAAACAAUUACUUCAGGAUAUAGACAUGAAAAUGAAAGUGUUAGAGGAGAAAAAAAGAAAUCGUCAAAAGUUAGAGCAAGUAUCUGAAUCGAAUCCAAAACAACCUUCUGAACAAGAUUCGGCAGUACUCAGCAUAAACAACGUUAACCACGUCAGCGCUGAUCAUAGCAGAAAAAGUAAUAACGACAAAAAAUCGGAAACUUAUCUCGAAGAAUUUCCAUUAGAGACUAACACUAGUUCAAGUAACAUUGAAAAUGAUAACAGCUUCAGAAUAUCUGAAAAGGAUAAUGCAACACCCAAAAAAGAGGAACAUUUAGCUAGUAACGAUACAGAAUUAAACGAGACAAACGCUGAUUCUAGUAGCGAUACCGGACUAGUUGAGGAUUUAAUUAAAGAGUUUAGUCAGCAUUCAUUACAAACACCACAACCAAGCGAUCAGGAAGAAGCUAUCAAGGAUGAAAUCCUAUCUGUAAAGAACCUUGGUAGUCAUCACACUCGCGCUCCUGAAACAGGUGAUAGUACAUCUUUGAAAAUGCCAACUGUUGAUAAUUUCCAAUUUACCAGUCUAAGAAACUACAGUCCGCCAAAUAAAGAUAUUUACCAUUCACCGACACAAGAGGACAAUAACGAAAGCGUAGCAUCGUCAGACGAUUCUACAGUGUUACAGGCAUUUAGUGAAGAUCGACCACCUAGCAGACGUCGAUUAAAUAUGGAUCAAGUUGUUGAACCUAUUGAAAAUCCUCAGAGUGUGGAUGAUGUCGAUGAUGCUAAAAUUCGGUCGUCAUAUGAAAUUAAAAGGGCCUCUCCCAGUCGCAUUGUAAUUGCCAGACCUCAAUACAUAUUUGACGAUAGUAUGGAUCCAUUCGAUACUGAUGAUAGCAUUGAGACCGUGCCAAUGAGAAAUGAUUUUUCAUCCGAAACGAUUAGUAAAGAGCAAAUUGCUCCAAUACGGGCUUGGAUGGAACUUCAUGAUAUCAACUUUGAUAAGGUAUCAGCUAUAGCGAAGGGAUUCUUGACACGUUUAUUGAUUCGAACGGAAAGAGUGCAAGCUAUCAUUCAAACCAUUAAGCUUAAAGCCGCUCGGUAUUCACUAAAUGAUAUCUUUAUAUCGGCUCCUUCGCACGUACGGAUGAACAUAAUUGCAAAUGAUAGAUUAACCAAGAAUUCUCGACAGUCGUCAGCGAAGAGUAAGCCAUUGGGUCUAAGUCGAGCAACGCGAAUAUCUCUUAACAGACGUCUGAAAUUUAAUCAAUUCUUCCUUGACUGCAUAAGCAACAGUAGCAAUAAAACAACUGAAAGUUCUAAGAAAGAAAAAUCAAAAAUUUUAACGAGUUUUCCUCAGCCUGAGCAAAGUGUUCAAUCGCCUUAUCUUCGUGGUAAUAAAAGAAUUUUUGGCUCUAGUAACACUCCAAAUGUAGCUCGUGCAUCGCAACAUAAUCGAUCCCCUACUGUAAUAUUAGAUUUAGGACAUAAACGUCAUUUAGAAUCGGAUCCUGUACAAUUAAAGAAAUCUCGUCCUGCGUCGGCCAUCAUAGAGCGUGGAUACAACAAAAAGAGUGUUGCUGACCGUGUUACUCUAAGUAGUGAAUUUUUAAGGCGAAAUAAACUCGAUCAGUCACCAAAGACUGUUUCACCCUAUUCAAGAAAAAAAGGCACGCCGAAGAACUUAAAUUCUAAAUUUCCUAAAAAGACUAAUUAUGGCGGAGCUAUACCACUGGCGCGAAAUAUUUCCAAGAAGAUCUAA